AUGUCUGGCAGUCAUAAUGCGGGAAACCGCAACAGUACUCCCGAGGCAAACACGACGUCUUCUCUUCGACCCCCUUCGUCGAGGGCUGUCCCUGCCAAUAGCCACUUGAGGGCUUCGGCAGACAUGGCUGCCCUUCAAAACUCGUCACCCUCGAGUCGCAUUCGACCAUCCUCCGACUUCUAUGGCCAGUCUCAGCAGGGCCAGGGCCACGGCAACCACGAAACAGACCCCCAGGAUAAAAUUGCGCAGCAAUGGAUAGCCGACAUCGACCAGUAUGAAACUACAUUGGAGGAAAUGGCGGCGGCAACACUUGACCAGGAUUUCAAGGACGAGUUGAGUGCUAUUGAGCAGUGGUUCAGGGUUCUGAGCGAAGCCGAGCGCACCGCUGCUCUCUAUGCUCUUCUGCAACAGACUACUCAGGUACAGAUUCGGUUCUUCAUCCAGGUCCUCCAACAGAUGGAUCCCAUGACCAACCGCCUUAGCGAUGCCAUGAAUAAGUUGAACGUCGACUCUGCUAGGAACUCCAUGGUCCGUCCCUCAAGCACUGCUACUGGCAAACGCCAAUCGGGUCUCGACCCCUCAACCAUCAAUGCCAUGUUCCCCGAUGCUGCCGCAGCCAUCGCAACUGAAAAGGCAAAGUUCACACAGCAGACUGGCGCACCUCCCUCGUCAAACCGCAACAGCGCAGUUGCAGCCCCAACCAUCUCUGCUCCAGGCGACGGUCACGACUCGAACGGACAGAGCCAAGGCUCUCCAUGGACUGGGACUGAUCAAGCUGCACAGGGAGCCAAGCCAUCUGGCGGUCAACCCCCGAUGGGUCAAUUUCAAGCGCCACCUUCAAGCGGCUUACGUUCCCCUCGCCCGCAGAUCUCAGGCAACCAGAACAUCCAGAAUACCACUUUGACUACCAGUGACAAGCCGGCGGAUCUUCCCCUCUUGUCCCCUUACAAUCCCAGUGGCGGAAACUGGGCGUCGAUGGUCAACACCCCCCUUGUCGCCAACUUCAGUGCCCAGCAAAGUGGCACUCAGGCAGAUAUGGUUGCGAAUGCAACCGCCAUGAAGCUCGCGGCCCUUUCGACGGUCAACAAUCGCUUCGCUUUGGACGACGUACGCAAAUACAGACGUGCUCGCUCGAACGAUGCCCCUGGCGGCGCCCCUCAAGGAAUGCCCCCGAACGCACAAGGUGUCAAUGUUCCGGGUGCCAACGUCGUCAUGAUCAAUGAGCAUGGUCAAGUGCUUACCCGCGAGCAGAUGCUAGCCCUGCAGGCACAGAACAUUGGUUUUGGUCAGCAUCGGUCUCGCCCUAGUUCUCCCGGCAUCGCGAUGCAGCCAGGCUUUGGUGGGCCAAUGGCGUUCGCCUCUCCUCAGAAUAACGGUUUCCUCAGCGCCUACGAUGGAUCCUCGCCCCUUCUCAAUAAUGGCAUUCCUCAGGUGAACGUGGGGCAGCUGGGUGUUGGAGGUCACGAGGGAUAUCUGUCUGACCACUCCGAUAUGGUGCGCGGUCGAUCUCCUAGAGGACGACGCGGCAGUUCGAAGCCUCCUGAAGAUCCCACAGACCCUACUCUUUUGCAAGACAUUCCUAGCUGGCUCCGAAGUCUUCGUCUGCAUAAAUACACCGAAAACCUCAAGGACAUGAAGUGGCACGAGCUGAUCGAGCUGGACGACAAGGCUUUGGAGGACCGUGGUGUCAAUGCUCUUGGAGCUAGAAGGAAGAUGCUCAAGGUGUUCGAGCAGGUGAAGGACGCCAAGGCAGACGGCAAGCUUGGUUAA
Messenger RNA from Colletotrichum siamense, 1770 nucleotides. RefSeq names its product Protein VTS1 (gene VTS1). The transcript is spliced from 3 exons. Lineage: Eukaryota; Fungi; Ascomycota; Sordariomycetes; Glomerellales; Glomerellaceae. The coding region runs from base 1 to 1770 and encodes 589 amino acids. Gene Ontology annotation, molecular function: translation repressor activity; protein binding; mRNA binding. Gene Ontology annotation, biological process: regulation of mRNA stability; nuclear-transcribed mRNA poly(A) tail shortening. The record is from RefSeq and is a predicted model, not a curated record. Gene Ontology annotation, cellular component: P-body.